This is a messenger RNA of Plasmodium malariae, 831 nucleotides long. RefSeq names its product Plasmodium exported protein, unknown function. The coding region runs from base 1 to 831 and encodes 276 amino acids. The record is from RefSeq and is a predicted model, not a curated record. The transcript is spliced from 2 exons. NCBI's taxonomy places the organism in Eukaryota, Apicomplexa, Aconoidasida, Haemosporida, Plasmodiidae.
AUGGUACAAUAUAAUAAACUCUUUUUCUUUAUUAAAAUUUUCUCGAUUACCCUUUUAAUAUGGAUAUUCCAGAAUUCCUAUGAGACAAGUAUCUCUGUCAAAUUAUGGAAUAAGAAAGUCAACCUAAAUAAUAUGUUAGAUGUAAGAGGAAACAGAUUAUUAUAUGGAGAAACAGAUUUAUAUUCACAACAGAGUUAUGAAUACUUAAAAGAAAAUGCAAAGAAUAUAGUAAAUGAAGAUAAAUAUAUUUUCGGAAAUAAAUUAAAUACAUUAAUGAGUAAUUUUUAUUUACCAGAAGACUUUAAAAUAUUAUUGAAUGAAGAACAAUAUCAAAAACAAAAUAAUUCAUUAGAAUUUAAGGACAAUUUAAAUAAUUCCAAUGAUUCCUUAAUAUCCGAUGCUUCUACUGAUACAAGAUAUGCAGAAUUAAAAGAAGAACCAUUUCGAAUGAAAACACGUAAGUCAAAAAAACAAAAUAUAUCAUCAUUGAUACAUGAAUACUUGAAGAAAUUAGAUAAAAAAUAUGAAAAAGAAGUAGUAAAACUAUUGACUAGUGGAUUUAAAAGGUCAAAUAAAAUUAUACUGGGAGAUAAAGUAAAUAUCAUAAACAUUUUUAUGGUUUUUACACCAUUUAUAAUAACCAGUUCUAUCUUAUUUGUCUCUAUCGCAUGUAAAUCUCCUUUGUACAUUUUAGUAUCAAUUUUGCUAGUUAUAUUAACAGUAUUAUAUGUUUCAUUUAAAGUAAUGAAAAAUCUUUAUAAGCAUAAAGAAAAAACAAGUAAUUAUAGGAUAUAUUCUAAACCCUCAUUAGGAUAUAACACUAGAUUCUGA